GCUGGUUCCCAGUAACAGUGCAGCCCUCAGACAGGAGAAUAGGAGCUCGGGGAGAGAGGAGAGGAGGUCUGUCUCCCCAGCGUGGGAGGAGAGACACACACCUGCUUAAAGAGGAGCAGAGGAAGAGAGGGAGACCUGCUGGAGAUGCAUUAGAGGACACAUGCGGCCAGAACUGUCAUUAGAAAACAGCUUUCUGUCGGAGAUCAUGGAUUCAGUCGGCAGCUCCUGACAUUUACUGAGCUGAGCGGACUGCAAGCAGAGAAAGCUGCUGGAAUUCCUACAGUGCCCUGAGGCCAGACUCACAGAGAGGCAGACAAGCACUUGGUGUAGGAUGGGAGACCCAGCAGAGGACAGAGAGAAGCUGACAAGCCAGCAGGCUCUGUGUGUCCCUGACCGGCCUGCCAGCAAACAACCCGCCAUCUCCACUCUCAAGCUGUUCAUAGUGGCGCUGUCGUUCGCCUAUUUCUCCAAGGCCUUGGCGGGAACCUACAUGAAGAGCUCCAUCACGCAGAUCGAGAGGCGCUUCGACCUCUCCAGCUCGCUCACGGGACUCAUAGAUGGCGGCUUUGAGAUGGGCAACCUGUUGUUCCUCGCUGUGGUCAGCCAUUUUGGGGCCAAGCUGCACCGGCCCAGGCUCAUCGCUGUGGGCUGUUUCGUCAUGGCUGUAGGGUCCUUUCUCACUGGCCUGCCACACUUCUUCAUGGGACGCUACAAGUAUGACACGGUCAUCCAGGGUUUUCAGAAUGAGAGUGUGAGUAUCGCUGCCUGCCUGGAUCCCAUGGUGCAAAUAGAUGUACCGGAUAUCCAGAUAGAGCCUUCAAUAGAGGAAAACACAGCCUGUGUCAGAGACUCCAGCUCCCACAUGUGGAUUUAUGUUUUCCUGGGAAAUGCUCUGCGGGGGAUCGGAGAGACCCCCGUCACACCGCUGGGUAUCUCCUACAUCGACGACUUUGCUAAAGCUGAAAAUUCUCCCUUUUACAUAGCUUGUCUGCAGACCAUCACCCUCCUCGGCCCGAUGUUUGGUUUCCUUCUGGGCUCCUAUUGUGCCAAACUGUUUGUUGAUAUUGGAUAUGUUGAUUUGGACAGUGUUACCAUCUCUCCUAAAGAUGCCCGCUGGGUGGGAGCCUGGUGGAUGGGCUUCCUGGUCUCCUCUGCCAUCCUGUUCAUUGCAGGAAUCCCCUUCUGGUUCCUGCCCCGCUCGCUGCCCAAACAAGGGGGAGACGAGGACAAGUUGCCCCCGAGCCCCGAGACCCUGGAUGGGACAGAGAAUGCUCUAAACAGCAACAACAACAACAACCAAAACGUCAAACUGAGCGACAUCGCUAAAGGGUUUCUUCCCUCGCUGAGGCGUUUGUUGGGAACUCCUACCUACUUCCUGCUCCUUUGUGCGAGCCUCCUGAAGUUCAACUCAUUCAUCGGCCUGCUCACCUUCAAAGCCAAAUACAUGGAACAACAGUUUGGACAGUCGGCAUCACGAGCCAACUUCCUCAUAGGUGUGCUGAAUCUGCCAGUGGUGGCGGUGGGGAUUUUUCUGGGAGGGCUGCUGAUGAAACGGUACAAGCUGAGCGUGGUGUCAGGAGCCCAGCUGUCCUUUGUCACCUCCUUCAUGGCGUACCUCCUCGUAUUGCUGCAGUUCGGUACCAAAUGUGACAACAUUCCUGUGGCGGGGCUCACCGUCUUAUACAAUGGGACCCCGAAUGUAUCAUACCGAGGCGAUAUGCUCUUCUCAGAGUGUAACAGUGAGUGCUCCUGUUCGGCGCAGGAGUGGGACCCUGUGUGUUCGGAGAAUGGCAUCACCUACAUCUCUCCAUGCAUGGCGGGCUGCCUCAGUUCCUCUGGAUAUGGCAAGAACACAGUUUUCCACAACUGCAGCUGUGUGUCCUCCCAUUUCCCAGGAGAGGGCAACAUGUCAGUGAGCCUGGGUCAGUGUCCCCGUUCGAAGGACUGCAGCCGCAGCUUCACCUCCUAUAUGGCUGUAUCUGUUCUCAGCUCCUUCAUCAACUCCCUUGGAGCCACUCCUGGCUACAUGGUCAUCAUACGGUGCAUCUCACCUGAGCUCAAAUCCCUUGCACUGGGUAUACAGACCCUGGUUGUUAGGACCCUUGGUGGUAUCCCUGCCCCAGUGUACUUCGGAGCCCUCAUUGAUUCAACUUGCCUGAAAUGGGCAGUGAAGAAGUGUGGGGGCAGGGGGGCCUGUCGCCUGUACCACUCUGAUAUGUACAGGAUCAUCUUCUUGGGUUUAAUCACUUGCCUCAGUGGCUCCUCCUACUUCUUCAUGAUUGCCGUCAUUAUCCUCCUCAGACGGCAGUUCAGGAAACCAGAGGCAGUGAAAGAGAUGCAACGCCCAGAAAUUGAACUCCAGAUCCCCUCGGGGCCAACUGAGGAGCAGCCUGACACUCCCAAAAUUGAAAAGCCGCCUCACACCCCUAAAGUUCAGGUGAGGGUGGUGGUGGAACUGGAGGAAGGAGAGGAGACUCACAGAACAGAGCGCCUCCCCCAAGAUGGGAGACUCCUCCCUGCUAACAAUGACGCAGGGGAGGAGCAACAACCCAGAUCUGACACUGAGACUGCCGUCGAGUUCACCGAAGCUCCCAGCGAGGGAGCGGAGGUGGAGACUGAAGGGCAGAAGACGGAGAGAGAGGUGAAAGUGGGAGAAGACAAAGUCUGUGAGGAGAUUAACGGGCAGGUGGAAAGAGAAGAGUCGGACCCUAACACAGAGGACAGCAAUGUGAUGGAGAAAUGCUCGUCUCACAGCAAAGAAACUGAUGGUCCACAAUCAUAGUGCACUCAGUCUCAAUCACAUGGCCAAAAAAGGCUAACCUUGCUCAGAUGCAUAAAUAAUAUAUGCAUAAAUUUUAUAGGAUUUUUUUUCAAAGACUGAUUGCUUUGUCUGCUGGGCAGUAGUCCCAUCUCCACUAAUAGUAAUUCUGUUCUUUUAUUAUGAUUUAGCACUGUCAGAUUGCACUUGAUCCUGUGAAAAGGUCAUGGUCAAGGACAAGCUUUAUUGUCAUUUUCAAUGCAAAAUCGUCCAAUAAAAUGCAGCUGAAGCCCCCCCACCCACCCCACCCACCAUGCCACCAUGCCACCAUGCCAGAACAUAUUCAGAAACACACUCACAAAACAAAGAAAAACAUCCAUAUUCAGAAACACUGAGUGCAAAAGAAGAUGGCGUAAAAUGAAUAGCAGCAUAAAAGGUAUAAUGACGUAAAAAGCAAGUGAAAAAAAAAGCAAACUUGUGUGUAUGAAUGCACACAUCGUGAGGUGGUGCUCAGAAUGUUGGUUAUGCUGGUCAUUUAUAAAUAGCAUUGACUGAUUGAUUGAUUGAUUGAUUGCACUGCAGCCCUCCAAGGCCCACACUGAGAGGUUUUGCACAGAACAAAGUCUUUGCCCAAAAUUCCUUCUGUUUUCAUUUACAGCAAUAAAGAGGAAGCCUUGGAUGCUGAUAAACAUCACCUGCUCUGUUAAUACAGCAUGUUACUGUUAUUACAAUGCGACAUUAUGGUAAACACUUAAUCUAAACACCAAAAUUCAUAGAUUAAGGUGAGUAAAACAGCUUUGGUUAAGGUUGGAGCAACUGAAAGUUUGGGUCAUGGUUAAAUAUAAAAAAAUCUUAAGCAAAGAAUGAAAACUUCACAUAUGGACACAUUUUUGACAAAUUACAGCCAAGUGCAUGCAUUUUGAUACUGGCUGAUGAUGCUGGCUUAUUGCUGUGGUGUUUUUGUGCUGAAUAUACUGUGAUAUGUCUCUCCUUGAAUUUUCUGAUGGUAAAGUUUUCAAUUCUGCAGGUGGCACUCUGUACUUUUUCUGUUCAGCCACCAAAAGGUCCUCUAGUUGUCCUAAACAAACUGCUGUUGUUGCUGCUGGGACAUAAAUCACAUCACUUCCUGUGUGCCUGAAGAUUGUUUCUCAUGAAAGAGCUGCCACACACCAAGCACUUGGACCUACAAAUGUAAAAUCUUUCAUGAAGUGGCUAUAAGUUGCAUCAUUAUUGCGUCAUGUAGAUAGAUGAUAGAGAAUAUCAAAACAGACAUUUGUUUAUAUGAAAACGUGGUGAAUUGAGAUUUAAAUUUUUCUCUCAUCAAA
Myripristis murdjan (pinecone soldierfish) is the source of this 4083-nucleotide messenger RNA. It is a transcript of the gene slco1e1, whose product is annotated as solute carrier organic anion transporter family, member 1E1. Gene Ontology annotation, biological process: bile acid and bile salt transport; transmembrane transport; sodium-independent organic anion transport. The transcript is spliced from 16 exons. Gene Ontology annotation, cellular component: basolateral plasma membrane. Bases 332 to 2782 code for a protein of 816 amino acids. Gene Ontology annotation, molecular function: bile acid transmembrane transporter activity; protein binding. Lineage: Eukaryota; Metazoa; Chordata; Actinopteri; Holocentriformes; Holocentridae. The record is from RefSeq and is a predicted model, not a curated record.